AUGAUCACUGAAGGAGGUGAAGAACAUACGCAGUCUACCCAAGCCGCCACCCAAACGCAGCCCGCCUCGCAACCUGCAUUCAAUCCUAUAGACGAGCACCUCUGGGGCUGCCUUAUACCUUGCAGCAACACCCUCCGACGCAUCGACUUUAACAAGAACAAAAAGCUUUAUACCGUCGGCCGCAAUCCCACGGAUAACAACAUCGUUCUUCCCGCCAAGAAGAUCAGUAAUCACCAUUGUCGAAUCUCAUGGGACGAGAAAGAGACACAUUCUGCUGCCAUUGUGGUAGAGGAUCUCUCGAGCAACGGAACAUUCAUCAACGGAAACCUGAUAGGCAGAGGCCUUCGCCACAUCAUAUACGAUGGCAACGAAAUUUCGUUCGGGUCCUCUUCGAUGCAGCCUGCAAAGAACCCGGCCGAAGACUUCCGAUUCGUAUUCAGACAUAUGGCGGGCGGCAUUCCCACUUCUGGCAUGAACGCAUUCUAUCAGUUGCACACGGAACUGGGUAGAGGAUGCUUCGCCACAGUCUGGAAGGCUAUCCAUCGUCCUACUGGCGCGUGGUACGCCAUCAAGACGAUGCAACGGAAGCAGCUGCGCCAGAACUCUGUGUUGAACGCAGGAGACGAUGCAAAAUACGACCGCGAGAUCAGCAUCCUAGAAUCGCUCGAUCACCCAAACAUCUGCAAGAUGAAGGAAGUGUUCUUCGAGGAGUACACGAUCAAUCUGGUCUUGGAGUACGUUACUGGUGGCGAUCUGCUCGACUACAUCGUUACGCGACAAAGACUGAGCGAGCAGAUAUCUAAGCAUUUCGCGUACCAGUUGUGUGAUGCGCUUGCGUACAUCCACAGCAAAGGCAUCGCGCAUCGCGAUCUAAAGCCUGAGAACGUUCUCCUGACAGACAGUCCACUCCCGAAUGUGAAGGUCGCAGACUUUGGCCUCGCGAAGGUCGCGAACACGUACUCUGACCUGAGGACGAUGUGUGGCACUCCCGCGUACCUUGCACCUGAGGUUGUCCUGCAGGAGAACGAGAACGGAUACGACCUCGUCGUCGACAGCUGGAGCAUGGGCGUGAUCGUCUUCUGCAUGCUUACGGGCCAGAGCGCUUUCCCGGACGACAACGAAGGCCACCUGCGCGACCGUGUCAUGCGGCGAGAAGUCGACUGGAUCACAUUCCGAGAGUGUUGCUCGAGCGAGCUCGCGGAGAGGUUCAUCCGUCGCCUCGUGGAGAGAGAUCCCGCACGACGCAUGACCGCCGCAGCCGCCCUCGAGCACCCCUGGCUCGAGCUCGAGCGCAUCGUCGCGAGACACCAACAUCGCGAGAGGACCGCCUCCCCGAAGCCUGUCAUUGCCGACGACGCCUCCAUGCACACCGUCACCGCCAACGACGACGACAACGACAAAGCACAGGACGAGCCGAUGGAGGAGGAGACGUUCGAGGUCACGGGAUCGCAGUUCGGCGACAUCCCCGGCGCUUAUCCGCACAGCCAGCCGCUGCAGCGGCGCGCGCUGAUCCUCUCGCAACAAGAGGAGGCGCUUCCGAAGGAGCCCAUCGGAGAGCCUAUACCGGGCGUGGAUGUGCUUGCGGCGGUCCCGGAGGAGGACAGCGACGGAGCGUCUGAGGCGACGGUCCCGUUCGCGCCCCCAAGGGGCGCGAGGUACACGGCUGUGCGCCAGCACGAGGUGGGCGAUGAGGGCGCGGCUGAACGCUUGAAGCGGGCAAAGGUGGAUCGAAAGAAGGUGGAGGCGAGUGCGUCGAUGAGCCCGAGGGGUGUACGCAGGUCUGCGAGGCUGCAUGCUUCGCCGGCCAAGACGAGCCGCCGAUGA
Laetiporus sulphureus 93-53 is the source of this 1824-nucleotide messenger RNA. RefSeq names its product Pkinase-domain-containing protein. Gene Ontology annotation, molecular function: protein binding; protein kinase activity; ATP binding. Bases 1 to 1824 code for a protein of 607 amino acids. Lineage: Eukaryota; Fungi; Basidiomycota; Agaricomycetes; Polyporales; Laetiporaceae. The record is from RefSeq and is a predicted model, not a curated record. The transcript has 10 exons. Gene Ontology annotation, biological process: protein phosphorylation.